Molecule: messenger RNA, 372 nt
Organism: Caenorhabditis briggsae
Lineage: Eukaryota; Metazoa; Nematoda; Chromadorea; Rhabditida; Rhabditidae
Exons: 1
Coding region: 1-372 (123 amino acids)
Biological process (GO): nucleosome assembly
Cellular component (GO): nucleosome
Molecular function (GO): protein heterodimerization activity; DNA binding; structural constituent of chromatin
Source: RefSeq, a predicted model, not a curated record
AUGGCCCCACCAAAGCCGUCAGCCAAGGGAGCGAAGAAAGCCGCCAAGACCGUCACCAAGCCAAAGGACGGAAAGAAGAGAAAAGCCCAUCGCAAGGAGUCGUACUCUGUCUACAUCUACCGUGUCCUCAAGCAGGUUCACCCAGAUACCGGAGUAUCCUCGAAGGCCAUGUCCAUCAUGAACUCCUUCGUCAAUGACGUCUUCGAACGCAUCGCUGCUGAAGCUUCUCGUCUUGCCCACUACAACAAGCGUUCGACCAUCUCUUCCCGCGAAAUCCAAACGGCCGUCCGUUUGAUCCUUCCAGGAGAGUUGGCCAAGCACGCCGUUUCUGAGGGAACCAAGGCUGUGACCAAGUACACAUCCAGCAAGUAA